Pseudoliparis swirei is the source of this 1462-nucleotide messenger RNA. RefSeq names its product pleckstrin homology-like domain, family A, member 1 (gene phlda1). Lineage: Eukaryota; Metazoa; Chordata; Actinopteri; Perciformes; Liparidae. Bases 1 to 432 code for a protein of 143 amino acids. Gene Ontology annotation, molecular function: phosphatidylinositol phosphate binding. The record is from RefSeq and is a predicted model, not a curated record. The transcript has a single exon. Gene Ontology annotation, biological process: positive regulation of apoptotic process.
AUGCCGGAGAGCGGGAGGAAGGUGCUGAAGGUGGGGCUGCUGGAGAAGCGCAGCGACGGGCUGCUGCAGCUGUGGAAGAAGAAGCGCUGCGUGCUGACGGAGGACGGCGUGCUGCUGCUGCCGCCGAAGCAGCUCGAGCAGCGGCCCGGCGCGGGGGACGCGGCCGGCCGGCCCAAGGAGCUGCACUUCUCCGGCAUGAAGACGCUGGACUGCGUGGAGCGGAAGGGCAAGUACGUGUACUUCACGGUGGUCAUGGCGGAGGGCCGGGAGAUCGACUUCAGGUGCCCGCAGGACGAGGGCUGGAACGCGGAGAUCACGCUGCAGAUGGUCCGCUACAAGAACCGCCAGGCGGUCCUGGCCGUCAAGUCCACCCGGCAGAAGCAGCAGCUGCUCGGCCACAAGGCGGCCCGCAGCGCGCCGCACGUCGCGUGACCCGCGGCGGGGACGACGGACGGCAUUUAGGGGAGGGGGUCCGGGGGGGUCCGGGGGUCCCCCGCGAAUCCCCUCGCACGGGACGGACCCGGGUUUCGUUGUAUUUGUUCCCCGGAUAAGAACGAGGACUCCGGGUCUCACGGACCCUCAGAGGACGUGAAGGGACCAAGUGGAUCCACUCUGGCGGAGCAGGGACGUGUGGACCUCUGGAGGCCUGCACGCACGCACGCACGCCUACCUACCUGCACACAUACACCUGCCUGCACACACACACACACACCUGCCUGCCCCCCCCCCCCCUGCAGCUCCUCCUCUGGGUGCACCUGCUGACUCGACUCUGUUGACGUCUCUGUUCUGAGAACUCGACUCUGAUGCCUGAAGAAGAAUCCUGACGUUGAAGCUCAUGGAGACGCGUCCACAGACGUGUGGAGCGGCGUGUUGACGGUCUGAACCUCCACUGGUUCAACGUGUCCUCCACAUGAACCACAGGACACACGUCUGGAGGUCAAAGCUCUUUUGUAUUUUUACAAGAAUUUGGGGAUUUUAGCUGUAGAGUUCACAUUUUAAUGUUUAUAAUUUAUGACAUGUGUUCUGUUGAGCGGGUUGUAGUGUAUUUAUACUUUAAUAUUAUUAUUUUUAGGUUAACAGAAAAAUCAUUUGAGAAGAACUUAAAAAAACAAAACGGUUAAAUUAAUCAAAUAGUACAAAAGUGAAAUGUUAAAACCCAUUUUAGAGACUUCCUGUUUUGGUGUCUAAAAAACAUGUUGGGGGGUCUAAAUCCUGUCCACUCGCAUGCUUAUUUAACUUCUGUAAUGAAUAAAUGUUUCCUCAGUUAAACGUGAGCCUCCGUAUGCUACGUACGGACGAGGGUCCCCCGCCCCCUCCAGGCGAAGUCUUCCUGGUGUCCAGCAGCUCUUCAACACAGAGGCAGAUGGACUGAAGCCUGAGAACUCUACUGGACUCUACUGUCUGCGGUUGUCUCUUAUUUAUUGGAUGUACAUAUGUUUUCUAUAAAGUGGUGUUGCUGAUG